UAUACAUAAAUAUUUAAUUAGUCGCUUAAGCUUAUCGCUUUAAUGAUUAAUUGGAAAUUUCUCUUAAAAGUCAAGGUUUCUAGUAAAGAGAGAUGUGCGGUUUAAAAUUCCAAAUCACAUCCUUAUUUAUGUGUCUCGUCACACUCUGCUGUGUAUCAGCCUACGUUGAGAGAGACGUUGGACGAAUGAGACCCGAAAGGAGUACUGAAGCUAAAAUCAAUUUCAGAGAAGGGAAGACGUCGACGUCUGAAGAACCGGUUAAGAACUGUGUCUGUUCCAAAGUUUACGAUCCGGUUUGCGGGUCAAAUGAUAAAUCAUACUACAACAUUUGCCAGCUACAAUGUGAAAAUAAACCCGGCACUGUUCACGUUUUGCAUCAAGGGAACUGUAUACCGUUCUGAUUAAAUACCGAGCUGACCUAUAGAAAUAAAAAAAACAUUAAACAAAAAUCUUUGC
Messenger RNA from Danaus plexippus (monarch butterfly), 456 nucleotides. RefSeq names its product serine protease inhibitor dipetalogastin-like. Bases 93 to 401 code for a protein of 102 amino acids. The transcript is spliced from 3 exons. Lineage: Eukaryota; Metazoa; Arthropoda; Insecta; Lepidoptera; Nymphalidae. The record is from RefSeq and is a predicted model, not a curated record. Gene Ontology annotation, molecular function: protein binding.